Messenger RNA from Macroventuria anomochaeta, 755 nucleotides. Its product is annotated as transcriptional coactivator/pterin dehydratase. Gene Ontology annotation, molecular function: 4-alpha-hydroxytetrahydrobiopterin dehydratase activity. The record is from RefSeq and is a predicted model, not a curated record. The transcript has a single exon. Bases 211 to 573 code for a protein of 120 amino acids. NCBI's taxonomy places the organism in Eukaryota, Fungi, Ascomycota, Dothideomycetes, Pleosporales, Didymellaceae. Gene Ontology annotation, biological process: tetrahydrobiopterin biosynthetic process.
GCCUCGUCAGAGCACUUCCGUAAGUACUCGCUAAAGCACACCACCACUGCUUAGUCAUGUGUCCCUGUGCCUGACAUCCCCAGAUCGUACAGAGCACAGCUGACUCCAGCUACGUGCUCGAUUCCUCCAAUCCGGUCGCGGCUUACUCCUGGCUCGUACAACGGAUCUCCGAUUGCAUACUCUCGGUCAUUCGCAACAACCCACCCAGUCAUGGUUUCCAACACACAGCCUCUGUCCAGUGGACUAGUACAGGAAAUCAGCUUCUCCGCAAACCAGCCUGCAGACCUUCCCAGUCGGGUUUCCCCACUUCUUUGUACGUGGGAGCUUACGCCAUCUAAGAAAGGCCUAAAACGACAAUUCUUGUUCAAGACUUUCAACAAUGCGUGGAAGUUCAUGGAUACAGUGGCACAGGAAUGUAAAGUCCAAAGACAUCACCCCGAGUGGUCGAAUCUGUACAACAAAGUAACAGUCGAGUGGACCACACACAGGCCGGAGGGGCUGAGUGUCAAGGACGUGGAUAUGGCCGAGUUUUGUAAUAAGAUUGCGAACGAAAUAGGGCUGAAAGACUCGUAAAAUCUCAGGAAGAAUGUAACCUCGAGAUGGUACCCAUAUCUUGCCUGCAUUCUUCUCAUUUGGAGAUUAGCUGAUUAUGAUACAUGCAUCAGCUUCACCACCCGGGUCAGCACUCUCCGAGAAAGUCUUACUGUAUACCCCACACGUGGGCAUAUCCUUGCAUACCACUUCCUAUCCAAGGC